GUCGGGAGCAACUCCUCUGAUUCAACAGAUUACAUGGUGCACUUCAAGCAGUCGGCGCAGUAGCCGAGCCUUCUAAAUUUAGCCGCAGCUGCCACCAUGGGCGCAGCCUGCUUCCGAGGAGGCAGUAGUACCCGCAGCCUUCUCUUCGUCGGCCUCGACGGCGCUGGCAAGUCGUGUCUCCUCUCAUGGCUCGAGCCGACGAGCAGCACCACGAUUGUCAUCGCGCCCACCAUCGGCGCCCGGCGGUGCCAGUUUGCGCGGGCCCGCAUCCGCUUUCAUGCCUGGGACCUCUCUGGGCACGGACGCUACCGUAGCCUGUGGCCCUACUAUGCUGGCCACGUCCACGCGAUUGUGUUUGUCGUCGACGCCACCGACAAGGAGCGGCUGCCGGUCGUCCGACGCGAGCUAUGGGCGCUCUUGAAUCACAAAGACCAUGCGACACCGCUGCUCGUCUUCCUCAACAAGUCGGAAGACCCGAACGCAGUCUCGACCAAAGAGGUGGAGCGGCGCCUCCACUUGCACCAGCUCAAGUGCUGCUGGCGUGUGGAGGCGUGCAGCGCCGUCACGGGUGCGGGUGUCGCGGCCGGCGUCGACUGGCUCGCGACCACGCUCCUCGACGCCGAAGCCGACAACUGCGCCCAUGAAUACUAG
Messenger RNA from Saprolegnia parasitica CBS 223.65, 651 nucleotides. RefSeq lists its product as hypothetical. The transcript has 5 exons. Bases 97 to 651 code for a protein of 184 amino acids. The record is from RefSeq and is a predicted model, not a curated record. Gene Ontology annotation, molecular function: GTPase activity; GTP binding. Gene Ontology annotation, biological process: intracellular protein transport; vesicle-mediated transport. Gene Ontology annotation, cellular component: cytoplasm. NCBI's taxonomy places the organism in Eukaryota, Oomycota, Saprolegniomycetes, Saprolegniales, Saprolegniaceae.